CUGGGGCCAUGAGGGAUCCCGGGGCCGUGCGGGAUCCCGGGUCCGUGUGGGACGCCGGGUCCGUGUGGGACGCCGGGUCCGGUGCAGCCGCAGUCCCCGUGGGCGGGCCCCAUCGCGGCCCCGCCCUGCGCAGCGUGGCCAUGGCGGCGGCGGCGGCGGCGGCGGCGGCGGCGCGCGGGGCCGUGGCGGCGAUCCUGCGGCGCUGGGCCUCCCGCGCCCUCCCGCUCUGCGGCCCCUCCGCCCGGUGCGUCGGGCACGGGCCGGCCCCGGUCCCGGUCCCGGUCCCGGUCGCGGCCCUGCUCUGGACCCCGCGGCUGCUCGGCGAGAACCGGACCCCCUCGGUGCUCAGCAGAGUCACACCUCUACUUCCAAGUUUACUCCAGCAGCCAGCAAGGACCCUCACCUAUUGCAGCUUACGGAAAGGAAAGAGGAAAAGUGUGAAAUCUGUGGUCAAAAGGUUCCUCCGGUUGCACAAUGGCCUCUGGGUUAGGAGAAAGUCUGGUUAUAAGAAGAAGCUGUGGAAGAAGUCAGCUGCCAGGAGGAAGCGUUUGAGGGAGUUUGUGUUGUGCACGAGGACACAGUGUAAACUCCUGGAUAAAAUGACCACUUCCUUCUGGAAAAGGAGGAACUGGUACAUUGAUGACCCCUACCAGAAGUACCACGACCGCACAAAUCUUCGUGUGUAGAAAUCUUGGGUUUGCACAUCUCUAGAAAAGGGAGAGUGGUUGUGUGGCACGGUCUGAAUUUUGGAACAUAAAUCUGCAAUGCCUGUACUUUUUAAAAAUAAACAUGUGAAUAUCAUCUGAGCAGAAUUAUGGGAAUCAAUGCCCAAAAUAAAGGAAUACUCAAGAUCA
Messenger RNA from Cinclus cinclus, 854 nucleotides. It is a transcript of the gene MRPL35, whose product is annotated as mitochondrial ribosomal protein L35. Gene Ontology annotation, cellular component: mitochondrion; ribosome. NCBI's taxonomy places the organism in Eukaryota, Metazoa, Chordata, Aves, Passeriformes, Cinclidae. The record is from RefSeq and is a predicted model, not a curated record. Gene Ontology annotation, biological process: translation. Gene Ontology annotation, molecular function: structural constituent of ribosome. The transcript is spliced from 4 exons. The coding region runs from base 9 to 686 and encodes 225 amino acids.